Molecule: messenger RNA, 1410 nt
Organism: Lathyrus oleraceus (garden pea)
Lineage: Eukaryota; Viridiplantae; Streptophyta; Magnoliopsida; Fabales; Fabaceae
Exons: 4
Coding region: 1-1410 (469 amino acids)
Source: RefSeq, a predicted model, not a curated record
AUGUCACAACAUCAAAAUAUUUCUGCUUCAAAAAUUACUAAGUCUACUCAAAAGGUUAGCGCUCCUCCCAUGGACAUUCCCGAUGAUGAGAUUCUAGAUGUGGUUCCUCUCUCAGUUAUUCCCUGCGAGGCCCUUGAUUUGAACCAUCCCAUUGAUGCCUCAGCUUCUGCAUGCUCUGAUCAAGGUAACUCCUCUUGUAUUCCUUCUGGUUCAACUCCUACCACAAAUUCUAAGGAAGAUAUACACCACACUGAUCGUGUUAUAAGAAACCUAGUCACUAGAAUCCUUAAUGAAGGACAUUCUGUGAAGGGAGUUUCUACUCCCCUGUCUCAAAUGCACCCCUCUCCUGAGGUUGAACAACAUAGUGAGAAGGGUGACGAUUCCUCCAGUUCUAAAAAGGACAUGGUUGCUGAAGGGUUGUGCUCUCUAGGGCAAACUGUGUCUGAUAAAGGAAAAUAUGUGGCAGCUAAAACUGCCAAUGCUUCCCACUUCGAGAAGCAUGAUGAUGCAAACGAUGUGAUUGACCUAGAGGAUGAUAGGUCUGAUGAUCAAGAGGAUAACUUACUUUGUCACUUAAAGCCAAGCGUGGCUAAACGCAUGAAGACUCGAAAAGGAAGAUCUGUGGCUGAACUUAUGUCAGCUAGAAAAGCUAAGAAGACUGUUGGUAUUGGUCCCUCCAAAUCUUGGAGCAAGUGGAAAUUUGUGAUUCAAAGAAGGGUGGUUGUGGAAAGGGAGUUGGGAAAAGAUGUUGCUGAUGUCAAGGAGGUCAAGGACCUGAUAAAGGCUGUUGGGUUGUUGAAGAUUGUGGUUGGGUUCUCUCAAUGUUAUGAGGGUUUAGUUAAGGAAUUCAUUGUUGACAUUCCUGAGGAUAUUGCUGAUAAGAACAGCAAGGAAUUUUGCAAGGUGUUUGUGAGGGGAAGAAAAAUUGAGGGUGCAGGUGAAUUGGAAGCUACAGACAAUAAGGUCUAUAGAGAGAUUACAACUAAGCAAGUGAAAGGUUGGCCUAUUAAAAAGCAUCUUCCUGUUGGGAAGUUGACUCUCAAGUAUGCUAUAUUGCAUAAAAUAGGAGCUGCAAAUUGGGUCCCUACCAACCAUAUUUCCACCAUUGAUAAUACCCUUGGAAGGUUUAUUUUUGCUUCUGGAACCAAACCAACCUCAAAAGUUGGAAUAAUUGUUGAGCUUAAGGAGACUUGCAAAGAGCUGGGUGAAGGGAUAAGGGUAGCAACAGCUAGGAAACAAUCGUUGGAAGCCUUAAUUGCAAGCUUGGAGCAGGCUGAAGGUGAAAAUAUUGAACAUGCUAAGGAAGUUGAAGCCCACACCUCCAGUGAGAGGUCUGCAGACAAUGAUGAGACAAGUGGCAAUUAUGUUUCUGGUGCUGCUGAAGCUGCAAGCUCAAGCUCUACUGAUUAG